UGUCUUCUAACUGUGGAUUUCGAAGUGUGAAGGAUGACGAUGCCUUAUUUAUUGGCACAACUUACGCUCGUGAUGACGUCAACAUCAACUUUUUUACGGGCUUGUGUUGUGUAGCUCAUUAGGACUCUACUUAGAAAGAAACGGGGCAAGACUGUUCAUACGUGAAAGGAAGCUUAGUGAUUGCUAUGUGACCUGUCAUUUAAACUAAUCUGUAAGAAAAAAUUUAGAUUGCAUACCACAAAAAAGGAACGAAGAGUGGCUGCAGCGUCAUGCGCCAGCUUUAUGGAAGAAAAAGAGCGACCAAGCGCUUCCAGUGUCCAGAAUGAACGCCGAAGAAGCGGUUCGAAUGGCGGUAGACUACGGUCGUCGCGCCGAAGCCGAAGAGGAGGCGCAGAACUUCGCCGAGGCCUUCCGGCUGUACAAGCAGGCGCUGUUCCUGUACUUCGUGGCUGCGCGGGAAAUUCGUGUCGAGAGCAGCGGCUACCUGCAGCGCACGCACGAGUUCAUCCGCUUCUUGGGGGCGCGGGCGGAUGGCGAUUACUCGACGGCCAGCUCGAGCCCAUCGCCCACGGAACAGCAGCACCGGCGACUCAGCAGCGGAAGCAGCCUCAGCGUCUUUCCGGCGCCCCACGGUCAAGAGGAGCACAAGGCGUUCCACACGGGUGGCGUGGUUGUGCUAGGCGAGGCGCAAGUACGCUGGUCCGACGUGUUUGGCCUCGAGGUGCUCAAGCGGGCGCUCAUGCUCAACGUGGUGUACCCCGUCAAGCACCCGGCGCUGUUUGAGAACGCCAAGCCACUCUCGAGCCUCAUGCUGUACGGUCCCACCGGCUGUGGCAAGUCGCACAUCGGUAAGGCACUGGCCACUGAAUUUAACGACUCGACCUUCUUCUACGUCAUGUGCCAGCAUUUCGCCUCCAAGUGCCUGGUCGGUAACGAGAACCUCACCGUGAGGACGCUGUUCGAGAUGGUCCUCAACCACGCCCCCAGUGUGCUCUUCCUCGACGAGCUUGACGCGCUCAGCGGAAGCGGAGUGAGCGGCGAAAAUUCGGGUUUUCUGUACAGAGUGAAGGCCGACUUCCUGAGCCUCCUGGAGGGGAUACUCUUCAAGCAGAAGGUCACCGUCAUUGGAGCCACCAAGUCGCCGUGGGCCGUGGACCCGGCGCUCGCGCGCGUCUUCCGGAAGUGGGUUUACGUUCCGCUACCGACAGACGACACCCGAGAAGUGAUGCUGCUGAGUGGACUCAAGGAUGUUCGCAAUCAGAUGUUAGACUCAGACGUCUACUAUCUCGUGCAGAAGACAGACGGGUACACGUGUGAGGAUCUCACAUUGCUCCAGAGGGAGGCCAAGAUGCAGGUCAGACAGAAGCUCAAGUCAGCGACUCACUUUGUCAAGGUCGAAGGCUAUAGGAGGCCUGGAAGCGCGUCAAAGACCGGCGACUUUCUCACGCCAUGCUCGCCGGACACUCCAGGAGCGAUCAGAUUGUCCUGGAAGGACAUUCCCAAGGAAGCCCUUUUAGAACCAGAACUGAGCUUGCAAGAUUUCGAGGCGGCGUUGCAGAAGUACCACGCCUCGGUGACAUCCAGCGAGCUUGAAAAACUGGACGCGUUCAGAACGAACCAGGAGUCAAAUUCUCACACGGUUCUGCGGGUCGACAUGAGUGCUUUCAAUGUAGGCCACAUGGCUGAAGACGACGCUGAAGCUGUAGUGGAAAACUGACGCUCGGUUUUUGGUUUUCGUUUUCGACAGCCUCAAUAAAGCUCGCCCAGGAGCCAGCAACAACGAAAUAGUGGGCGCCAUGCUAGAA
Dermacentor albipictus is the source of this 1805-nucleotide messenger RNA. Its product is annotated as vacuolar protein sorting-associated protein 4B-like. NCBI's taxonomy places the organism in Eukaryota, Metazoa, Arthropoda, Arachnida, Ixodida, Ixodidae. Gene Ontology annotation, molecular function: ATP hydrolysis activity; ATP binding. Gene Ontology annotation, biological process: endosomal transport; vacuole organization. The record is from RefSeq and is a predicted model, not a curated record.